Molecule: messenger RNA, 2679 nt
Organism: Anopheles maculipalpis
Lineage: Eukaryota; Metazoa; Arthropoda; Insecta; Diptera; Culicidae
Gene: Sox15
Product: putative transcription factor SOX-15
Exons: 3
Coding region: 1-2679 (892 amino acids)
Biological process (GO): anatomical structure morphogenesis; cell differentiation; regulation of DNA-templated transcription
Molecular function (GO): DNA-binding transcription factor activity, RNA polymerase II-specific; RNA polymerase II cis-regulatory region sequence-specific DNA binding
Source: RefSeq, a predicted model, not a curated record
AUGGAGUCGGAUGGGGAGCGUGAUGCCGGAUACAAUCAUUACAAUUCUCCUCAGCAUCAAUCGCAACAGAGCUAUCAUCGGAACUACGAGGACUAUGUUCAUCCGAUGCAACAACAGCAGCAGCAGCAGCAACAACAACAACAGCAGCAACACAAUCCAGCAGCCAGCUCGCCCCUCUCUACCCUCUCCCAGCACGGUAGUAUGUUGGCCCCGCAGAGCCCUAGUAUGCUUGGAGGCAGUAAUGGCAUGAUGCCCUCACCGCUAAUGCAGUCACACUCACCGCUGCUCUCAUCUAACGCUUCCCUGCUUCAAUCACAAUCGCCUCUGCUGUCCAGCUCACCGCUGAUGAGCCAGUACAGUCCUUACCAUCAUCAGGACGUACCGAUGCCAACCAUUCUGCCCCAGGACGAACCGGGCGGUGGUGGAGGUGGUUGGGGAGGGCACUACGCACUGACUGCGGCCGGUCCUUAUCAGAGCGAGUUCUGUGCCUCGAACUACGGUGUGUUGCAUCAACGGCAGGCGUACGGUGGUCCCCACGGUCCCGGCAAGCUUGGCCCACACGGAGGUUUGAAGAGUGCCAAGGAGGCCCGAAUCCGACGGCCCAUGAACGCGUUCAUGGUGUGGGCCAAGGUCGAGCGGAAGAAGCUGGCAGACGAGAAUCCCGAUCUGCACAAUGCCGAUCUCAGCAAAAUGCUAGGUAAAAAGUGGCGCUCUCUAACGCCCCAGGAUCGUCGUCCGUACGUCGAAGAAGCGGAACGGCUACGAGUGAUCCACAUGACCGAACACCCGAACUACAAGUACCGUCCACGGCGCCGAAAGCAUGCCAAAGCAAGAGCAGGUCCAGGGACCGGACCGACGGCAGGCUCUCUCGGAACGGGUCCGACGGCAAACAGUCAAGGUUCGGCAGCUGGAGCAAACCUCACGGUCAACAAUUCGUCCCCGAGCGAGCUGAACUACGGUGAGGGUGACUCUUCGCAGCGUAUGAGCCCGUUCACGUACAACCCGCACUACUAUGCCGGUAGCAACAAUGCACUCAACACACCUGACUCGAGCCCCACCCAGAGCCCGGAACCGAUCGCUGUCCCACCGACGGUCGGAAGUCGCAAACUGGCAGCGGUAGCGGCAGCAGCAGCCGCAGCUGCUGCUAAUGGAGGAGUUUCGACGAACGGUGAUGCGGCUGGACAGAAGAUGGAGGACGUAUCGUCCGCACUGCCAACACCUGAGAUGAGUCCGUUGGAGUUGGAGAAGGAACCGGGCUUUGGAGGUGGGCUACAUUCCACGCACGCGGGCAGUUACGAUGACCUGAAGAGCAAGCAGAAGCUGACGUACGAUGGGGUGUAUGGGGUGAAGAGUGAGCAGAAGUUGCCGGCUACCUUCCCGUCACAUGCGUACGAUCAUGAGACGCAUCAUUCACAUCAGCAGCAGCAGCAGCAGCAGCAACAGCAACAUCACCAGAAUUCCCAUCAACAUCACCAACAGGAGGGUUUGGUGAAGCGCGAGUAUGGAGGAUUCGGGCUUGGAGGUGAUAAGCGGUACACGUACGAAGGUCAGCUCGUCAACGGAGGAGGACUUCACGAGAAGCGCAACUACCUAUCGGUAAGUUCCGGCUCGACGACAACCACCGCCAUGGUGAACGGGAUGUACGUAAUGUGCACGAACCGGAGCAUUCUGGACCAGGGUCACAUUGUGACUGGCACCUACUUCCCACCGUUGGCUACGUCCGAGGAUCACCAGACACUCGGAACGACCACCAUGACGACCAGCAGCCAUGGUCCGCAUCUCAGUACAAACAAUCACAGUAGUGGGAAUAGCAAUAGCGGCACAGGUGCUCAGAAUCCGAUUAAAAACUCCAACGGAUUGCUGGGCGCUGGUGUGUCCACCGCAAACACGCAGAUGUCCCAGAUUAGUAACAGCAGUGCGCAACAGCAUAUGCAGCAGCAGCAGCACCAGCAGCAACAGCAGCAACAGCAGGAUCAACUCAAUAGCUACUACGGGACGGCAUCGCUACCGAACGGAACACUGCCGACGUACUCGUACGCCUACAAAGACUAUGGCAUCAUGUACGAAACGCACACCCUGCCCGGCCAGGAUGUGGAUGCGGUUGAUGCCCGCGAUCUGGACAAAUAUCUAAAGUAUCCGGACAGCAAUCACAACUUCAACGGGUACGAUAGUGCGUCCUAUCAUCAGUCGGCGGCAUCCUCACCCGCCGGUGGUUCCAUCUAUGGAUUAUCGCAAGGCGAGUACUACAGCUAUGGAGGUGCGGUGCUCGCUCAUCAGUCUCCCCAACAUCAGGGACAGCAGCAGCAGCAGCAUCAACAGCAGCAACACCAACAGCAGCAUCAACACCAACAGCCCCAUCAACUAUCGUUAUCGGCAAACGGAGGACAAGGCAUCGCUAAGCUCUCGGACGUGAUGCUACAAGGUGGAGGAGGCCCGGCGUCACAUCAACACCCAUCAACUCCGGUAGCACUGUACGCUUUGCCACAGCUUCAACACGCACAACAUCUUGCCGCAGCUGCCGGUAAUGGAGCUCAGGUCGUGUCCGUCCAGCAUGGCGUUCAUCCACUCGGCCCAAACGGUACCAUGGCGGACAUUUACGUCGCCAACGAGCAGCAGCUAAAGGAUGACGAGUUUAGCAACAUACUGGCCGGUGUGCGUAAAACCUGCUACAGCAACUAA